Monascus purpureus is the source of this 996-nucleotide messenger RNA. The record is from the annotation of a GenBank genome assembly. NCBI's taxonomy places the organism in Eukaryota, Fungi, Ascomycota, Eurotiomycetes, Eurotiales, Aspergillaceae.
AUGAAUGAAACCGGGUUGAUCGUUUCUGUCGUCAGGCCUGUCAAGCAUGUCAUUACUGAAAUGAUGAACUUCUCUGCUCUUUUUCUACCAGGAAAUCAUGAUAUUACUUUAGACGCAGACUUCUACGCCAAGCACGGCUCCAGCUUCCACUGGCAAAACACCCAGGACCCCAAUGAAUGUAUUCAAGUGGUCACACGGUCUUCUCCGUCUGUUGUGUUCUUACAGCAUCAGACGGCAAUUGUCCGAUUGACAAGAGCAACUGGUCCCAGAACAAUCUUCAAGAUCUUCGGAUCACCCUUUUCCCAAUUCAAGGGAAACUGGGCCUUUGGGUACGACUCCGCUGAUGCCCGUGCCCUUUGGAGCCAAAUUCCGCACGAUGCGGAUAUUGUCGUGACGCAUACACCGCCAUAUUCUCAUUGUGAUAGAAAUGCCGAUGGCCAUCCGGUAGGGUGUAAGGUACUGCGCAUGGCCCUGGGCAACGUCAAGCCACUGCUAGCUGUUUGUGGCCAUAUCCAUGAGUCGCGAGGCUACGAGAGAAUCCGGUGGGGUUCGUCAUCCCCUGGAAAUGGAAACCAGCAUCCACUAGAACUCCAAACCACUCCCGGAACUCUCCCUCCCAUGGGAAGUAAAAAGCAAAACCUCAUCGACCUGACAGGGAAAAAAGGUGAAGGACUGGACAACGACGGGUUUGCCAUCCGCAAUGUCCCAGGUGUUCUGUUCUCUUUAGAGUCGCCAUCUCAGAGCAUUCUGAUCCUUCCAUCUGCAAGCUCUCAAUCUUCUGCAUCCCCGGAUGACAAAGAUGAAGUACAGAGUCGACAGAAUGGCUGUAUAAAUAACCCCAUGCAGCAAGAAAUCCAGUCCCGCAGACGAGAAACUUGUCUCGUCAACGCAGCAAUCAUGGCAACCAGCUGGCCAUUUAAAGGUGGGAAGAGAUUCAAUGCACCAAUUGUUGUCGACCUAAACCUUCCGGUCUGGGGGGAAGUCAAUGGGGGGUGA